Messenger RNA from Trichophyton verrucosum HKI 0517, 693 nucleotides. RefSeq names its product DRAP deaminase, putative. Bases 1 to 693 code for a protein of 230 amino acids. The transcript has a single exon. The record is from RefSeq and is a predicted model, not a curated record. Gene Ontology annotation, molecular function: catalytic activity. NCBI's taxonomy places the organism in Eukaryota, Fungi, Ascomycota, Eurotiomycetes, Onygenales, Arthrodermataceae.
AUGUCUUCCCCUAGGACGGUACCGCUAUCAACGCAUCUCCAUUAUCUAUCCCAGUGUCUAGAAUUAGCGUCCCAGUCGCCCCCUAAACCAACCAACUUUCGUGUGGGGGCUAUCCUGCUUCUCCGUCUCUAUCCCAGCAGCGAUACCGCGGAACUUAAGGAAACGAUACUGUCAACAGGGUACACUCUAGAGCUACGCGGAAACACCCACGCAGAACAGUGCUGUUUUGCAAAGCUCGCCUCCCAUUAUGGUGUGGCUGAGGAGGAUCUUGGAGAAAUUCUAGAAAAGAAACGAGGCAGCGAGGCUCAGAUAGAGCUAUACGUUACCAUGGAGCCAUGUGCGAAAAGACUUUCCGGUAACAAGCCUUGUGUGGAUCGUAUCAUCGAAACAAGGAAAGAUGGGAAAAACGGUGUUGACAGGGUAUAUUUCGGCGUGAAGGAGCCAGGAACUUUCGUCGGCCAGUCCCAAGGCUGUAAGAAGCUUGAUGAGGCUGGUGUUCAAUGGAACCUUAUCGAGGGGAUGGAAGAUCAAAUAUUAGAAAUUGCAAUGGCCGGGCACGAAAAGCAGGAGAAACAUAGCUCAAGGGUAGAUGAAGCGGAUCAGACUGUCUUGGUUGAUAGAGCUGAGGAAGAGGCACGCAGGGGAGAGCCCAUCCCAAGAAAUCCCAAAAAAAGAAUGAUGGAGGGAGGAUAG